AUGGAUAGAAUAUUACAAGAAUUCAAUAAACUCAUGGAAAAUCCUAUCAAAGGAAUCGAAAUUAACCUAGGUCAAGACAUGCUGCACUGGAAUGGUCUAUUAAUUGGUCCUCCAGAAACUCCUUUUGAAGGUGGAAACUUCCGCUUUGAUAUAAUUUUCCCUUCCAAUUUCCCAGUAUCUCCCCCUGAGUUUUUCUUCCGUACAAGGAUUUAUCAUCCAAAUGUGAAUUCUGAGGGUAAAGUAUGCUCCGAAAUAUUAAGCGUUGCUUGGAGACCUGGAAUAUCAAUGAGAGCUGUCCUUUGUGCUAUUUGCCAUUUACUAGCUGAGCCGUGCCCUGAGCAAGGAUACGUUAAUGAUGCAUGCAAUACUAUGAGAGCCAAUGUAUCAGCUUAUGAAAGAGAGGCAAAGCGAUAUACGGCUGAUUUUGCUAAAUAA
This is a messenger RNA of Blepharisma stoltei, 435 nucleotides long. Lineage: Eukaryota; Ciliophora; Heterotrichea; Heterotrichida; Blepharismidae. The record is from the annotation of a GenBank genome assembly.